Messenger RNA from Coffea arabica (coffee), 1980 nucleotides. The record is from RefSeq and is a predicted model, not a curated record. Lineage: Eukaryota; Viridiplantae; Streptophyta; Magnoliopsida; Gentianales; Rubiaceae.
AUGAGGAAACGGUUCAUACCCAACCUUUACUACCAUGAACUAUAUCAGCGGCUCCAAACAUUAGUCCAAGGAAGCCGAAGUGUGGAGGACUACUACAAGGAGAUGGAGAUCGCCAUGCUCCAAGUAGAUAUUGUGGAGGAUAGAGAGGCUACCAUGGCGAGAUUCCUUAACAGCUUGAGACCUGAAAUCGCCGAAUUGGUAGAGUUGCAAAACUACGUGGACAUGCCUGAGUUGAUUGACAAGGCAUCCAAGAACGAGAGAAGGCUUAAGAGGAGGGGUAUCCCUCGUAACCCUAGCUUUUCGGUCACGCCUGUGUGGAGGGGCAAUCCGACCUUCGAGCAGGAACGGCCUAGUCCAGGGGUGCCCAAGUUUACUCCUAAGACCAAGCCAGCCAAGCCAGUCCCAAAGGCAACUCCAAGGUCUUCAUUCGACUCUUCCAAGCCACGAAGCCGCGACAAGUGCUUCAAAUGCCAAGGAUUUGGGCACAUUGCUUCUCAAUGUCCCAAUAGGUGUACCACGAUUGUGCUACCAAGCGGAGAUGUCGUAUCUGACGACGAGAACGAGUUCACCGACAUGCCUCUAUUGAUUGAAGAAGGUGAAGAUUCCAAGAUGGAGGUUGAGGCCACUACGGAGCAAGUGGGUGUUGCUCUAGUAGCCUGUCGAGCUCUCGCGACCCAAGUCAAGAGAGUAGACGAGGCCCAACGUGAUAAUAUCUUCUACACACGAUGUCACGUCAAGGGUCGAGUAUGCAACCUCAUCAUUGGCGCCGGUAGUUGUACCAACGUGGCAAGUACUCUCAUGGUGGACCAUCUUUCUUUACCCACGUUGAGGUACCCCAACCUAUACUGCUUGCAAUGGCUCAAUGAGAGUGGCGAUAUCAAAGUCACCAAGCAAGUGGUGGUGCCUUUCCGGAUCGGGAAGUAUGAGGACGAGGUGCAUGAAGACCAAUUGCGGUUGCAACAAGAGCAUGAGCGAGAGUUGGCCAAGAAAUCCAACGACUCUAAAGCAAUCAUUAAAGCACCAGCCGAGAAGACAUCCAUACCUAGUACUUCUGGGCGACUGGACAAACGUCCAAGCUUGCUUGCAAAGAAUAGGGAAGUUCGCAAGUUACUUUUAUCCAAGCAAGUUGUUUAUGUCUUAUACUGCAAAGAAGUGAUUCUACUCUCUCAUGAGGCACUCACUGACUUACCUCCUGAAAUCUCCUCCUUAUUGCAGGAAUUGAGGACGUCUUCCCAGACGAGAUCCCAAGUGGACUUCCACCACUCAGAAGGAUUGAACACCAGAUUGACUUUGUGCCUGGAGCAUCCUUGCCAAACAAGCCAGCCUACAAGAUGGGCCCGGAGGAAACUAAGGAGAUCUAGAGUCAUAUUCACCAAGAUCGAUCUUAAGAGUGGCUACCAUCAAAUUCGAAUGAAGGAAGGGGACGAGUGGAAGACGCCUUCAAGACUAAGUAUGGCCUGUAAAUUUGUUGUUGUUUAUUUUGACAACAUUCUGAUCUACAGCAAGAGUCCUGAGGAACAUGUUGCACAUGUACGAGCUGUCCUUGAGGUUUUGCGCCGGGAGAGGUUAUUCGCUGACCUUGGCAAAUGUACUUUCUGCACUAAUGAGCUUGUUUUCCUUGGUUAUAAGAUUAGUGCACAGGGCAUUAAAGUGGACGAGAGCAAGCACUAUAGCUGCCCUCUUACCACCAUUAUCAAGAAGGAUGUGAAGUUCGAAUGGGAGGAAGCUCAGGCGAAGGCGUUCCAACUCCUUAAACACAAGCUCACACACGCACCCUUAUUGUCCUUUCCUAGUUUUGAUAAAGCUUUUGAGGUUGAGUGUGAUGCUUCUGGUAUAGGAAUUGGAGCCGUGCUGAUCCAAGAGGGAAGGCUGAUCGUGUACUUUAGCGAGAAGUUAAAUGGUGCUGCCUUGAACUACUCCACCUAUGACAAGGAGCUCUAUACUUUGAUUCGCACACUGAGACAUGGCAGCACUACUUGA